CGACACUUGAGCUAAACCGCUGUGGGACUGGUUAAAUACCUCGCUCACUCGCACAUCGCUUAUCUCGUUACUCUAUACUGUCUUUAACAUGCCACCUAGAAAAUCCAAGCGGACCAAGGCCACGACGUCGCCUCCUGAUCAUGAUGACACCGUCGACGCGAAGACGGUAGCUCGAUGGAAGCAUGUGCGCGGCCAGCGCGGGGGACUUAAAGACUUGCUCAAGAUGCCUUUGGAUGUAAUACGAGAGAUCUGCCUAUUGCUUCAUCCCAGAGACUUGCUGAGUCUCUCGCGGACAACAAAGUCUUUCUAUGCGUUAUUGAUGCAGAGAAGCUCUGCAUACCUAUGGAAGGGAUCGAUGAAGAACGUUUGUGGACUGCCUCCGUGUCCGGAAGGAUGGAUCGAACCUUCAUGGAUAUCCCUUGUCUUCACUCCACCUUGCACUGUCUGUGGAACGACCAAGGAUACGACAGUGUACUGGGAGUUCCGUAUCCGGUUCUGCGUGAGGUGCACAAAGCAAAUGUUCAUACCUUGUGAUCAAGCAGCCGUAAUUCUCAGUCCAUGGCAAACGCGAGAGUUCAAACACAUACCACGUACUGCGUUCGUUGAAGCCAUGGUUCCUCGGUUUCGCAGGCUGUGUUAUACAUCCUCCCACCUAUUAGACGUUGUUCAAACUCUUGGAACACGCUUCUCGAUGUACGAGAUGAGGGAUCGUGACAAGCUGGAUAAACUCACGGGUGAAUAUAUUGAGCAGGCGAAGUUGACCCGGGAGCAUGCGGGCUUAUGCCACAAGUGGGCUCAGAAGGAGGAACAUGCACGAACUACGAAGCUCGAGCGCGAACGUUUCGAGAACGUCACGUCGAGGCUACGCAAACUUGGCUGGGGACCGGAAGUUGAUUUCUUACACGGCCAAGAGUACAACGAGCUUGCAGAACACGAGCUUGUGCGGGUCGCUAAGAAGCUCACGGACCGAGUCUGGCAAAAGAUUCAAUCCGAAGUGAUUCAGCUGAUGGAGGACAUCCGCGCAGAACGCCUCGAGCAUGAGUAUACGGUCAUGCUGACCGAGCGUUGGUCGGUCAUGAAAUCUGUUGCAAAGGGGCUCUUGGACCGAUACCUCAGCGAGCAUCCGGAGAUGCUCGAGUACGGGCUCAACAUUGCGGACCUCGCGCUUACGAAGGAAUUCCGCGAAGUUAUGUGCGCGCCUGAAGACGAAGUGGUGGGCAGCGCAAGAUUCCUCGCGCUGGAGGGACAGAUGAACACAAUCGUCGAAUCCUGGCGUUCUCGCAUUCGCAAAGAAGUUCAGGAGCUAUUCGUCAAGCACGGAAUUCCGACGCCUCGACACGGCGACCCGCUUGACCUUGUGACCACGGUAUUUGAGGACGUGCGGUCUUCAGAGCGAAGCUUCUUCCCGAGGAUUGUGUCCCACAAAGCAUUGCGCUCCGCCAAGCCAGAGGCUGGGGGAGAUGCCUACGAAGAGUUCGUGUAUGGAUUGGAUGACGUACACUGCUACGAGACCUGCAGUAUGCUUCGGCCGUUGCCAACCAACGAUGCCAUGCGAGAGGUGAUAAAGCUGUGCGGAAAGGAUCCAGACGUUGCAAGUGUGCAAGAAAUGGAUGCCCUGGAUCUCCGUUUGCUUGACAAGUAUGGCCGAAUAAGGACAUGGCGUGGUGCGGUUAUGGCAUCGUCCGAUGACAAUCAUCACGCGUACAAGCUCGUUGAUGCCGAAGGAACAGCUAAAGUGAAGGAAAGUGAGAUGUGCAAAUUGGAGCAGGAGAAGCUGUGGACCUGCCCCAAGUGCGAGACACCGCAAUUACCCGAAACUCGUGAUGUUGUACUGAAACAUCUCUCUACCGAACACGGGAUCGAACUUCCGGAUAUUACGGACGCAGACCUCAAGAUCAACCGCGCCCUGGAAUCAUCCUUGUUAGCGAGCUGGGCAUCCGGUGACUGUCCACCAUACAAGAACUUCUGGGCGAGAUUUUAGAGGGACAU
This is a messenger RNA of Rhodofomes roseus, 1989 nucleotides long. RefSeq lists its product as uncharacterized. The record is from RefSeq and is a predicted model, not a curated record. Gene Ontology annotation, molecular function: protein binding. The transcript is spliced from 10 exons. Bases 89 to 1981 code for a protein of 630 amino acids. Lineage: Eukaryota; Fungi; Basidiomycota; Agaricomycetes; Polyporales; Fomitopsidaceae.